CUCCUUAUCGGUGGGUCACUAUGAAUGCUUUGACUAUGAUUUCCGUGGCGGCCCUCGUGGCUAGCGGCAGUGCCUCCUUGCUUGCGUACAACAGCGUUUAUGGAGGACAUCACGGCCUUCUUGGCGCCUAUCCUUAUGCAGGUUAUUCUGGACUGCACCCUUAUUCAUACGCAGGUGUCCUUCCUGCAGCUGCUCCUCUCACCCUCAAAACACCUGUAAUCAAGACUGUGGUUCCUGCACCUGUCUCUUACAACGUCGCUCCUGCACCUGUCUCUUACAACGUCGCUCCUGCACCUGUGUCCUACAACGUUGCCCCCUUCGCACCUGCAACACCUGUCCAGUCUCAGUACCACGCUCAGGACGAGAUCGGCCAGUACUCCUUCGGUUACGCCGGCGGUCCAUCUUCACGCGCUGAGUCUCGCGACGCCUUCGGUGUUGUCCGUGGUUCGUACAACUACGUGGACUCUGAGGGAAAGGUUCAGACUCAGCACUACGUGGCUGACGCCCUCGGCUUCCGUGCGUCCGGCACCAACCUUCCCGUGGCUCCCGACGCCCCUCUAGCCGCACUCCCCGGCCCAGUCCCCGAACCCGUCCAGGAUACUCCUGAAGUAGUCGCCGCCAAGAUCGCCCAUCUGCAGGCCUACAACGAAGCCGCCGCUGCCGCCGCUGCAGCUCCCGACACCCGCUAGGGAGAGAGCUUCACUUGAACGACAAGGUCGAUACAGUAGUGUGUAGAGCUCUCGCAACCAGAUCUCUAGUCAGUUUGGAUCGAGAGUUGACGCAUUUCUCUUUCCUUUGAACAAGCUAUGCUCAUGUUCAUGUAUAGUCAUAUAUUUCAUUGAUUUUCCAUAAUAAACUUAUGUGUAAAAAAA
Molecule: messenger RNA, 872 nt
Organism: Penaeus monodon (black tiger shrimp)
Lineage: Eukaryota; Metazoa; Arthropoda; Malacostraca; Decapoda; Penaeidae
Product: cuticle protein 6-like
Exons: 2
Coding region: 21-689 (222 amino acids)
Cellular component (GO): chitin-based extracellular matrix
Molecular function (GO): structural constituent of chitin-based larval cuticle
Source: RefSeq, a predicted model, not a curated record